Molecule: messenger RNA, 1767 nt
Organism: Talaromyces rugulosus
Lineage: Eukaryota; Fungi; Ascomycota; Eurotiomycetes; Eurotiales; Trichocomaceae
Exons: 5
Coding region: 1-1767 (588 amino acids)
Source: RefSeq, a predicted model, not a curated record
AUGGCACAAACGCGCCUAUCGCAACUUACAUCACAUCUUCAUGCUGAAAAUAUGAAAAGCCAAACCAAAGCUACUAACUACGCCAUUACCGAACAACCUCUUGGAACACCUCGACAAAUACGCAUUAUCUGUAUCGGCGCUGGCGCAAGCGGUAUCAACCUCAUUCGCACCCUGCGGCUUCAUCUUACCAACUACGAACUGGUCGUGUACGAGAAAAACUCCAGCGUCGGCGGUACCUGGUACGAGAAUCGCUACCCGGGAUGCAAAUGCGAUAUUCCAUCUCACAACUACCAGUUUUCUUGGCGGCCCAAUCAGACCUGGAAAAGCUUUUUUUCUCCCGCAAACGAAAUCGAGGAAUACUUGUGUCGCGUGUGCGAGGAGGAGAACCUCGAGGGCCCGAUUCGCACGAAACAUCAAGUCAUCCAUGCCGAAUGGCAUGAAGAAGAUGGCCAGUGGUGGGUGAAAAUCAAGAAUCUUGUUACCAGAGAAGUUUUCGAUGACAGGGCCCAUUUCUUGCUUGAUGCACAUGGCAUCUUAAACUCUUGGAAAUGGCCUGAUAUUCCAGGCCUGCACGAUUUCAAGGGCGAGCUCGUCCAUAGUGCGGACUGGCCUAAAGACUUUGACUAUUCUAACAAGACCGUCGCCGUUAUUGGAAAUGGAUCCUCGGGCAUUCAGAUCGUUCCUGCCAUCGAACCAGAGGUAAAACAGUUGGUCCACUUUAUCCGUUCCCCGACUUGGAUUGCUCCACCUAGAAUCCAGACCCUACAAAUGAGCGAUGCCAGCGAUAUAUUAUCACAGAUCGAGCUUGACGAGAAUAAUGAAGACUUUACUACCGCCCAAAAAGAAAAAUUCGUUAAAGAUCAUGCAUUCUAUAAGAAGUUUGUGAAGGCAGUGGAGAAACAAGUGAAUGGAAAUUUCCCUAUUAUGAUCAAAGAUGGCAAGGAGGCCCAAUUUACCAAGGAGCCUUUGCGGAUGUAUAUGGAAGAGGCACUUGGAAAUGAUGAGCGGCUUUGUAAGGCCUUGAUUCCAACUUUUCCCGUUGGUUGCCGUCGACUCACCCCGGGCACGGGAUACCUAGAGGCACUUCGGAAGCCUGGCGUUCGUGUGGUUACUCAAGCUAUUAAGCGCAUUGUUCCUGAGGGAGUCGAAACGGUAGAAGGCGAGCUCAUCAAGCUCGACUCCAUCGUGUGUGCUACGGGUUUCGACGUGUCGUUCACUCCACAGUUCCCCAUUAUCGGCCGCGAUGGAAAUCUCCAGGACAUAUGGCAGGCAGAAAGACCGCGUGCUUAUAUGUCAUGUGCUGUUCCUGGAAUACCCAACUACUUUGUAUUUCUUGGCCCCAGUGCCCCUAUAGGCCAUGGAAGUGUAUUCACCAUCACGGAACACGUCGCCAAGUACCUGACGCGCAUAAUCCGCAAAUGCCAAUAUGAAGGAAUCAAAUCCAUCUCUCCUAAUGCAGCCGCAGUUGAAGAGUUCUACGAGCAUAUCGAUACCUUUAUGCCACGGACCGCUUGGGCCGGUCGCUGUCGGUCGUGGUUUAAAAACGGUCAGGAGAAUGGACCUGUGAUCGCCCUGCAUCCGGGCAGCCGCAUUCACUUUUUCCACAUGCUCGAGCAAUUCCGUGGCGAAGACUGGGACUAUGUGUAUGAAAAUAAACAUGGUUGUCGAGAAAACCGGUUUGCAUAUCUCGGCAAUGGGUUCUCGACAAAGGAAUUGGACCCGGCCUACGACUCUACGUGGUACCUGAAUGAGCCAGAUGCUUUUUAG